This is a messenger RNA of Lineus longissimus, 7607 nucleotides long. RefSeq names its product phospholipid-transporting ATPase VD-like. The transcript has 26 exons. The coding region runs from base 1947 to 6698 and encodes 1583 amino acids. Gene Ontology annotation, biological process: phospholipid translocation. NCBI's taxonomy places the organism in Eukaryota, Metazoa, Nemertea, Pilidiophora, Heteronemertea, Lineidae. Gene Ontology annotation, cellular component: plasma membrane. The record is from RefSeq and is a predicted model, not a curated record. Gene Ontology annotation, molecular function: magnesium ion binding; ATPase-coupled intramembrane lipid carrier activity; ATP binding.
AUUGAUAUUGAUGUAAUUUUGUAUUGAUUUUGCCUCUGAGGUCACAGAUGAUUUCAUUCUUAAAAACUGUGAGAUGGGGCGGAUUCCUGGUAUUCCUGUUUCUAGGUAUUGAAUCGCUGCAGGAUCCAACUGUGCAUUGAUUUAUUUUUGUUUGGUAUCGUCUCGGUAUAUCGGAUAGUCUCUCUUGAUCCAUCGGUACUGUUUCAUUGAUCUGGAAUUUCAAGAUCGUCAACUUUUUGUGCCAAGAAGUGAGAGUAAAUGUCAAGAUAGUAUCCAUUGUGCAAUCAUCAUGGGAUGUGUCGUUCAUUAGAUUAAUCACAUUCGGGUCAAGCAUUUCAAACCAUGCAAAUAUCAGUCCAUGUGUGUCAAAACUACACUAAAAUAUUGACUUUUUGAAAUAAACCAUUUCUAGUUGGAACCAAUUUAAUAUGCAACAUUUUAGUGGUGAAAACUUUGAAUAAUUGAUAAUUUGCUGUUUCAGACGUCAUAGUGUAGUGUUUCCAUGCGUUCACCACAAGCAGUGCUGGCGAUAUGGAAGUAGUCCAUUGGAUAAAUAAGCCCCACACUGAGAUUCAGUGGUUAGAACCGGCCCCACUGGCAUUUAUGUAAUGGCAAAACUCAAUACUGGCUGAUACAUUUGACUUCUUAGAGGACCACAUGCAAGGGAAUUAUUUUAAAGGGCAUUAAUACCAAACUGGAAUAAGGACCGACAGCAUUAUUUAGGAUAUUUUUACCAGGCUGGACUCUGGACGAACAGAGCUAUUAAGAAUAUUUAUUACCAAGCUGGACUACAUUGUAAAGACCAACGGAUGUAAAAUGGUAUUUGAUUAUGCAAGCUGGAAUAAGGACUAACAGAGUCAUUUAAGGGAUUAUUGCUAACCAUCCACCUUCCACUCUACAGUCAGUACUGUCUCAAGUAUCAAGUUUUAUUGAAUUCAGUUCCUCUCAAUUAUAAUGAUAUUUGACGACAUAAGCCCAGUGUCACCCACAAAACCUCUUUUGAGACAUAGAAAGUGGUGGAGAAAGGCCACAGGGCACUGAACUUAAGCGGUUAAUCUGCACCCAAUACUGCACCCAAGUAGUUAUAAUAUUCCUCGGCUUUCCAAUACCCCGUGCAGGCAUGGGCUUAUGAUAUUUUCAUGGCAGAAUAAUUUCUCAUAAAACAUACACAACACUUUAUAGAAACAUAUUUAGGCUGAUGUUCUUGUCCUAUGCGGACAAUACAGUUUUCAAAUUCAUGUCUCAGUGUAAAAUUCAGUGCAUGAAGGAUUGUGAGUAGAUGGAUGGUUCAAUGGAUGGAGUGCCAGUUUAGACCUCAUGACGCACUUGACAUUUACCUUGGAAAGUCUGUGGUGUUUCCUUUGACUUCAACCUCGGGAAAUCCCACCUCAAACCGAGGAAUGCCCUCACGAAAUGUGGUGCUGAUUCUCCAUGCCAACCUUAAAAUAUGUGCAAACAGGUGGGAUUGCUUGAUUUGUGGAGAUCUCUGAUUGAUUCAUGUGUGAAUUGGUCGGAUUGCUUUCAUUUAGAAUAGCGUACAGUCUGCAAUUACUUAAGUUGAGGAUAAUUCUGAUUGCUUGAGUCGAGGAUAGUUCUAGCUGCUUGAAUUGAGGAUACUACUGAUUGCUUGAAUUGAGGAUAGUUAUGUUUGCUCUCUCUUUAUGAUCAGAUUUUGAGUUCGACCAAUGUGGUCAGCCCCUUAUACUCAAUUAUGAAUGGGCUAAAAUUACUAUCUGGAAAAGUGGACUUUUAGGUUCGUAAAUCUUUCAAAUGAGGGAUAAGCUCUAUCGAUAUAUCAUUUAUUAUGUAGGUGCUAAGAACAACCAUGAUCCCACAGAAUUAUGUGGUGCUGUGAAACGAAUAACUUUUCUUUGAUACAUUCAUAAGAGGAUGCCAUCUCUGGAUUUGAACUCUCUAGUUCUGUGAAGGAGAGAACUGAGCUGAAAAUGGGGUUCAUCGCACGCCUAAAGGAAAUAUUCAAAUGGUGCCAUUGUUGCAAAUGCUGCAACCGACAGACAGGUCCGGGUAUAUACUGUCGGACUGUCGUUCCUAAUCACAUGGUUGAAGGUGACACAGAAACAAAAUCUCAUCCUAAUCACAAAUAUUCAACAAACCGGAUAAAGACUACAAAAUAUACCAUUCUGUCAUUUAUUCCGUUAAAUCUCUUAGAACAGUUGCAGCGUAUUGCCAAUAUUUAUUUCAUCUUUAUUGCGGUAAUAAACUUCCUGCCGCUCAUCAAUGCUUUUGCGAAAGAAGUUGCAGUCAUCCCUGUCUUAUUUGUCCUGGGCAUAACAGCGGGAAAAGAUAUAUUUGAGGAUCAUCGGAGAUAUAAAGCAGACAAAAAAGUGAAUAAUUCGUUGAGUAGAAAAUACAGUAGGCCAACGGACAAGUAUGAAACGUGUAAAUGGCAAGACAUCUGUGCAGGCGACAUUGUGCAUUUAUCGUGUGAUGAGGUCAUCCCGGCCGAUAUUCUUCUCCUUCACUCCAGCGACGAAAACGGGCUGUGCUUCAUUGAGACGUCAAAUCUCGAUGGUGAGAGUAAUCUCAAGCAGAGACAGGUUGUGCGAGGAUUUCAUGAGCAGAGUAGUUUUCAUCCUAUGGACUUCAAGUGUGACGUAGAAUGUGAUAUUCCAAAUACAGAACUUUAUAGAUUCAACGGUUCAUUAAUACACCCUGAUGGGUCCAAAACAGGCAUCAGUAAAGAUAACGUCUUACUGAGAGGCUGUACACUCCGGAAUACUGAUUAUGUGGAGGGCAUUGUAGUCUAUGCAGGUCAUGAAACUAAAGCCCUUCUAAACAAUGGAGGUCCACGACACAAACGCAGCAAACUUGAAAGACAGAUCAACAAAGAUGUCAUCUGGUGUGUUGUGCUCCUUGCCAUCAUGUGCUUUGCCGGUGGAAUUGGCCACGGGCUGUGGUUUGGCAGCUACUCCAACCCACAAGAUGUCAGUUUUCUCUCCUUGUACACCGAAGACCAGUUGAAUGCUGGCUAUCAGGGGUUCCUCGUCUUUUGGACACAUCUCAUCGUCUUACAAGUCAUGAUUCCUCUUCCAAUGUAUGUCACAAUAGAAAUAGUCAAACUUGGUCAAACAUUUCUCAUCAACCAAGAUAUUGAGCUCUUUCACGAACCGACCAACAAACGUGUUGAAUGUCGUGCUCUCAACAUCACCGAAGAUCUUGGCCAAAUCCAGUACAUAUUUUCUGACAAAACCGGGACACUGACAGAGAAUCGAAUGGUGUUUCGAUGCUGCAGUAUAGGUGGGAAAGAUUAUUCUCACUUUACUGCAAAUGAUGAGCUGCUUGAAGAACAAUGCAUAAAUGACUUGGGGAGCCGGAUGCAAAAUCUAGAUCCUGAAGGCAAAGAUAAGGCUGAGGAGGAGCACGUUGAAGAUGAAGAUGAGUUCAUCAUAGAUGGGGAACUCCAGCAAGAAGUGACCAACAUGAGCAUCUGCACCAUCGACAGCACGACGCGCAACUUAGAUACAAGCAGAAUCCAAGAUUUCUUCCUAUCAAUGGCCGUCUGUAAUACAGUGGUUGUGUCAUCGCAGCCCCACAGAGACAAGUCUGCUGCUGCAAAGUCAAAUGGACGAAACAGGAAUGAAAUAAUACCAAAUGGUAAUAUACAAGAAGACAAAAAGGAUAUCGAUGAAAAAGGUGAUCACAUAUCAUCUGAGAUGGAUGAGGCUGGUUUUAUAGGCUACGGCCCUAAUAGUGUAUCCGAAGAUGAGGAUGAUGAUAUGGAAGAGAUCCAUAUAUGUUAUGAGGCAGAGAGUCCAGAUGAGCUAGCAUUAGUGAAAGCGGCAUAUCGAUACGGAUGUCGGUUAAUACGGCGGACACAAGAUACGGUGCAAAUAUGGCUGCCAGCUGAAGGAUACGUGACGUUCCGAGUCCUCCACAUCCUAACGUUUGACACAACCAGGAAGCGCAUGUCUGUGAUAAUACAAUACCCAAACACAAACCAAAUUGUCUUACUAUGCAAAGGUGCUGACAGUUCUAUUCUGAAUAAUCUGGAAAGUAGAGAGGACGAUUUCGAGUGGGAACAAAUGGUCCAGUCAACAAAAGACCAUAUUAACCACUAUGCCAAAAAUGGACUUAGAACAUUAUGUAUGGCCAAAAAGAACUUAUCACGGGCCGAAUAUGAGAAGUGGUAUAAUUUGAUGCAUGAAGCUGAGUGUGCAAUAGAAAACAAAGACGACCUGAUGACUAAAGCUUAUAAUGAAAUAGAAAAUGAUCUCACACUAAUUGGUGCCACAGGAAUUGAAGACAACCUUCAAGAAGGUGUCCCAGAGACUAUUGACGCACUUCGUAAGGCAGGGAUAAACGUAUGGGUCUUGACUGGGGAUAAGCAAGAAACUGCCCUGAAUAUUGCAUAUUCCUGCAAACUAAUGGCUGCUCAUCAAUCCGUCAUAAUUCUGAAUGCAACGGGAAAAGAACAGACAGAAAAACUGAUCCGGGAUAACUUGCGGAUUGUCACACGCACACAUCAGCCAGGACCGAACAUUGAAAUCAGACAAAGGCAUCGGCGGCCUGCGAUUAAGCGAGACUAUGCACUUGUUAUUGAUGGCGUCACUUUAUCGUUUGCCUUGGAGAAGUCUAUAGAGAAGGAGUUUCUUAGUCUGGCGGAGCAGUGCACAUCUGUGUUAUGUUGCCGGGCAACACCUCUUCAAAAGGCUUCUGUGGUAGAACUGGUGAAGGUGAAUUUGCACAUGACCACACUAGCAAUCGGUGAUGGUGCGAAUGAUGUAAACAUGAUACAAAAAGCUGAUAUUGGAGUCGGUAUCUCAGGUCAAGAGGGUAUGCAAGCCGUCAUGGCAUCCGACUUUGCCAUUGCCCGAUUUCACCACCUGGAACGUCUGUUGUUGGUCCAUGGGCAUUGGUGUUAUGAUCGACUUGCCAGGAUGUGUCUGUAUAUGUUUUAUAAGAGUUCUGCAUUUGUGUUUGUUCUAUUCUGGUAUAAUCUGUACUGUGGAUUCUCGUCCUCGCUGGCGGUGGAUCAGUUCUACACGAUCUUUCACAAUCUCGUAUUCACCAGCUUACCUCCGGUCAUCUUUGGUCUCUUCGAAAAGGACUGCGACGACAAGGUUCUCCUGGCAAAGCCUCAUUUGUAUAGGGCUGGACAGAACUGUAAGAGUUAUCUUCCAUGGUCCUUCUGGGUGAACAUUAUCGAUGCACUUUGGCAGAGCUUGACCAUGUUUUAUGUCUGCUACUUGAUGUAUUCUAACACAAGCGUCGGAAUGGCAGAGUUUGGCACCACCAUGAUCACAGGAUGUUUCUUCUUGAACAUUGCGGUACUGGGAAUAGAGUCAAAGUCAGUGAUAUGGAUUAACUGGUUCGUGUGGAUCGCGAGUGCCACAGUAAUGUGGGGAUUCAUGGCGAUAUUCUGUAUGUUUGCCCUCGGAUCUAUCGACAUGCCCCUGAAUAUAUACGGUGUCUUCUUCGUGUGUUGGACAACACCACUGUACUGGCUUGGGCUAAUGCUGAUAUCAAUAAUUGGCAUAUUACCAAGGUUUCUCAUCAAGAUUUCUAUGGAGAUGUAUUACCCCUCACAGUUGGCUGUUCGAUCUGCCAAAAGUACAAUCAGUCCUUCUGACAUCAACGCUUCCCGGCAGCAAGAACAAGUGGAGAACUUCGGAAGUUUCUACAGUCGCUCUGCGAGUGCAGCAUCGCUCAGGCGACUGACUGGUGGCAGUAUGGCCAGCUUGGCCAGCCAAGGUGGCUACAUGUCUGAUUAUGGCCACAGCAGGGCUAGCCUUCGUAGCAAACGUAGGAAAAGUAGUGCUCAUCGGUUACCUAUGACAACCCAUGUUACUACGCAUAGUGUCAGCCGUAGCAUGCCCUAUUUGAAUGCAGAUUCGAGGCCCACGUCGCCGAGGUCAAGACCACCAUCGGGUAAAAAUACUGGCAUCGCCAGUGCAAGUUCUCAUUCCACGCCAAGUCGGCGCCACAGGCGGCAGAAGAGUCAACCCUUGACGUCUGUUGAAAUGCAUCAUAUGGUGUCAAUGAAACACUCUGUUGAUAUUUCUGCUUGUAGUGGAGUGAACAUCAAAAUGGCUUCUUGGACGACUCUCAUUUUGUGGUGUAUCUUCGCAUUCCAGCUAUCUUAUGCAUUCGAGUUUGACAUAGCUGACGAGGAGAAAGAUCUUCACACCAUUCUUCACAUUCUUUCCAAACCAAGAAUCCCAGAGCGAUAUCAAACACUGAAGUUCGUCCCACACAAGUUUGCCAAAGCCUCUGAACCAGGAGUCGUUGCGCUGUCCUGGAGAAACUGUGGUGCGGCCACCGACCCCCUUCAGCUGAAGAACCUGACCAUCAGUCCAGACCCAGUCAAGUUGCCUGGCAAGAUCACCGUAUCUGCUGGCCUGACAUUGAAAUCAGAUGCAAAGUCACCUAUCAAGGUUUCCCUUACCCUGAAGAAGAAGGUGUUUGGAGUUUGGAUUGAGAUUCCCUGUAUUGAUAAUGUUGGCUCAUGUGUUUAUGAAGACGUCUGUGAUAUGCUUCCAAAAACUCCAUGCCCAGAUCCACUGGUAAAAUAUGGGAUUCCAUGCCACUGUCCCUUUAAAAGUGGUAGCUACUAUCUUCCAAGUUAUACAUUCGAUGUUUCUGGGAACAUCCCAAAAUUCCUAGAAAGUGGUGACUACCAGGUUCAAGCUAACCUCGGUGGGAUUGGAUGUAUCUAUGCUACGGUCUCUCUUGCUUAAGUCGAAAAAAUUAUAAAAAGGACAUAGGAAUGAUGAAAUUCAAGCUCACGUCUCAGGAUAGGCUUUUUAUGAAAUUUAAGUCACAUUUUGAAAGACAAUCCUUUCUUGUAAGGUUUUUAGUGAGACACCCUUGUGUCAGAUAAUAGUACUGUUGACUCCUAGUCUUGCAUUGCACAGUCAAUAUUUUACAUAUAUACAUGUAUUUGUACUUUAUUGGUCUUUCACUAUUUUGUGGCUUCUUGCUGAUUUUCACAGAUUUUACAGCAGCCCUUGUAAAAGUUUUCAAAUUCAGUUUACUCUAGGACCAAUGAGCACGAAGUCUACUUUUGGUUAGUUUUAAAACCCAAUGGGACCAAGUUUUAUUGUAACGUUAUGUUAGAGAAUAUUUACAUAUGUCCCUGAGGUGGAUCUGUUGUAACACGUCAUCUCAUGCAAGUUAUUCCUAAUUAACUGCCUAGUUCUUAAAUUCUAUAUCUGAUCAAAUACUUAGGGGAGAUUGCAAGAAUGCAGGACUAGGCCUAUCAAGGCAAGACCUACUUAACUUACCAUUUGUCUUUACUUUAGGUGUUACCUAUCCUUCUCACACCCGACGAAUUGCUUAGCUUAUGACCUGGACCUAUGCUUGGAUAAAAUGCAUUAUUGAAUUUGCCAUGUUUUAACCUCUUGUAUAGUGAGUGACACAGUGAUAUUUUGGACAAUAAAAUCAUUCCUCUGGACGAUCAUUUUAGUUAUGUAGAUUUAAAUUCUAUUUCUUUAUCUUUAGAUAGCAUUUCAUGUAAUUUAUACUAAUUCAGGUUAUCUAUGUGUAUUUUAAGGGUAAAAAGCAAUAAUUUUCUUAUUGUCUUUGCAAGAUUACUGUCUUCCUGUCGUAUAAUUUUGAAUGAAAUAAUAUAGAUUAUCAUACAUGAA